This is a messenger RNA of Dipodomys spectabilis (banner-tailed kangaroo rat), 2873 nucleotides long. It is a transcript of the gene Colq, whose product is annotated as collagen like tail subunit of asymmetric acetylcholinesterase. NCBI's taxonomy places the organism in Eukaryota, Metazoa, Chordata, Mammalia, Rodentia, Heteromyidae. The transcript has 17 exons. Gene Ontology annotation, molecular function: heparin binding. The record is from RefSeq and is a predicted model, not a curated record. Bases 82 to 1458 code for a protein of 458 amino acids.
AGUGAAGACAAAGCAGAGAUACACAAGGCCCCACAGCAGCCUUGCCUCUCUAGAACUUGACACUUGCCAGACGUGGCCAGCAUGGUUGUCCUGAAUCCAAUGACUUUGGGAAUUUACCUCCAGCUUUUCUUCCGCUUGAUCGUGUCUCAGCCUACUUUCAUCAACACCGUCCUCCCCAUCUCAGCAGCUCUUCCUAGCCUGGAUCAGAAGAAACGGGGCAGCCACAAAGCAUGCUGCCUGCUGACCCCCCCUCCGCCCCCACUGUUCCCACCACCAUUCUUCAGAGGAGGCCGAAAUCCACUUCUCUCCCCAGACGUGAAGAAUCUCCUCCUGGAACUCGAGACCACACCAUCCCCAUGCAUGCAAGGCUCACAUGGCUCUCCUGGGCCACCUGGCCCCCAGGGUCCACCGGGGCUUCCUGGCAAGACAGGACCAAAAGGAGAAAAGGGGGAGCUUGGCCGACCAGGAAGGAAGGGUAGACCUGGUCCCCCAGGUGUUCCUGGCAUGCGUGGGCCCACUGGCUGGCCAGGUCCUGAAGGACCCAGGGGUGAAAAAGGUGACCUGGGUAUGAUGGGCUUGCCAGGGUCAAGAGGACCAAUGGGCUCAAAGGGCUACCCUGGAUCCAGAGGGGAAAAGGGAUCUAGAGGUGCACCGGGUGACUUGGGUCCCAAAGGAGAAAAGGGUUUCCCAGGACUUCCUGGAAUGUUGGGGCAGAAAGGUGAAAUGGGCCCAAAGGGUGAACCUGGUAUAGCAGGACACCGAGGACCCACAGGAAGACCAGGAAAACGAGGCAAGCAGGGACAGAAAGGAGAUAGCGGAGUCAUGGGCCCACCUGGCAAGCCUGGGCCUUCUGGUCAACCUGGCCGUCCAGGCCCUCCAGGACUCCCAGGCCCUGUGUCUGCAGGACAACGUGUAAUGGGACCCAAGGGGGAAAGAGGAUUUCCAGGGCCUCCAGGAAGAUGUCUUUGUGGACCUCCUGUGAAUGUGAAUAACCCCUCCUAUGAGGAUUCCAUGUAUGGGUCCAGUUCCCUGCAAGUUCCUGCGAUUUUUGUGGUCAACAACCAGGAAGAGCUUGAGAGGCUGAACACCCAAAAUGCCAUUGCCUUCCGCAGAGACCAGAGAUCUCUGUACUUCAAGGACAGCCUUGGCUGGCUUCCCAUCCAGUUGACCCCUUUCUACCCUGUGGAUUACACCGUAGACCAGCGUGGUACCUGUGGGGACGGGCUCCUGCAGCCUGGAGAGGAGUGUGAUGACGGAAACCACGAUGCGGGUGAUGACUGCAUCAACUGCCACCGGGCCUACUGUGGAGAUGGUUACCGGCACGAGGGUGUGGAAGAUUGUGACGGCUCUGACUUUGGCUAUCUGACGUGCGAGACCUAUCUCCCUGGGUCAUAUGGAGACCUGCGGUGCACCCAGUACUGCUCAAUCGACUCCACGCCCUGCCGCUACUUUACCUGAAGGCGUGAGGAGCAGGUGGGCUGCAGCUCAUCUAACUGGGAGCAGCUCCUCCACCCUUAUCAAGCCGGCCUGGUGCUCUCCUGGGCCUGUGGUCACCAACCUCCAUGUGACACAAAACAAGGAUGAAUUCCUGCUGCUAAGAUACACUUUGGACGACUCAGUCCACUUGGAAGAAUUUAGGACCAGUACAUCCUGUCUUAAUCCAAAAUGCCAGAAACCUGCCACAUGCCCACCCUGAGACCUGUUCGCCAUCUUUACCAUCCAACCAAACCACUGGCUAGAAUGCCUCUCAGAUCUGGAAUGUUCCCAGCCCAGGCUGUGGACUUGGCUUAGCACUGUUAGACAAACAAAACCAGCUGAGCUGUUGUAGUUUGUUCUCAUCUCAUUUGCAGAGUCUGGUGUUCCAGGCUUCCCUGCUCCUUGGACUUCUAUGCCUGCAGGCAUUCUUGCCCAGGGUGAGUGAUCACGUAUGCCAAAUGUCUGGCCACCAAGAUCAGGGAGGUGAGCUUUGAACCAGCUGAGGACGCUUCAACUAGCCAGAGCCUGGCCCAGCCUCAAGUGACUGUGGCUCAUCUAGGAAGAGACCCAACUGUGAAAAAAGUACUGAGAAAGCCACAAGACUCUGCUUGCGCCUGAGCAGAGGGCUGAGGCGCAGCUGGGUUGCUUGCCACGUGAACAAUAAUAGCAAAGCAGCAGCCCUCCUUUUCCUGAUGGUUCUUGUUUUCAAAUCCCUGGUGCCAUCGUGACCUCAUGGCUGUCUUUGCACUUUGACCUCUGUCUCACACAUAUCCUUCAUGUCUAUUUCCUGCUCAGGAGACUUGCUCACAAGCCCUCACCUGAGUCAGUGUUGCUGGUUCCUUGUCUUUAGAGAUUAGAAUGUUGGCUUUCCCCACCCAGGACUCCAUUGCUGAGUUCAGCCUUGGCAGCAACUAUGUCCUGGGCUUCAUCUCCUUGCUCCCUGCUGAUUCCUGGGAGUGCCCGGUGAUCCCCUUUCCUGUCUGUGCUCAUGUCUGUGUGUCUGAGCUGUUCCUUUCCUAUAGGCUCCUUGGUCCUGCAUGGCUGGGUAGUGCUUUUUAUCCCCAUCUUUCUUGAGUGAGACAUGGCUUUAUUUUGGAAAGACGUCUCCAGGGGCUUCUCCUUGUUACCAGAUGCUGUAGUACAAAGUUAUUCAAUGAGCCUGAGUCAUGGAAUCCAGGAGGCAGGCGCUUCUGGCCCAGCAAAUCAUCUGGAAUGGUCUGUAGGUGAACAAUCUCUGCCAAGGUGACAUUAGCCCCCAAGGUUAUGUCUUCAGAGGCAGUCACUGGUCAAUAUGGCAAAUUCUUGUCCUGAGGAGAUGUUACCUUCAUGAUGCUUCCAUGACCAUAGUGGGACUUCUGGAUGGGAAAUUAAGAAAUAAAGGCAGUUCCUUGCUGUGA